This is a messenger RNA of Rhododendron vialii, 387 nucleotides long. RefSeq lists its product as uncharacterized. Lineage: Eukaryota; Viridiplantae; Streptophyta; Magnoliopsida; Ericales; Ericaceae. The record is from RefSeq and is a predicted model, not a curated record. The transcript is spliced from 2 exons. Bases 1 to 387 code for a protein of 128 amino acids.
AUGCCGAUCGUCGCCGCCGACAGUUAUUGUUUGAGGAGGGGGAUCACGUAUUUCUUAAAGUGUCACCACGUCGAGAUUGGGGAAGUAGCGUAUCGCUUGGCUUUGCCACCGAAGCUUUCGGGAGUGCACGACGUGUUUCACGUGUCCAUGUUGAGAAAAUACGAGCCAGAUCCAUCUCAUGUCUUAGAAUGGUCCGAACUUGAGUUAGAAGCCGACGCGUCAUAUGGAGAAAAACCGAUUCGUAUCCUUGAUUCGCGCGAUCAAGUGUUGAGGGGUAAGACAAUACCGUUAGUGCGAGUCUUGUGGAGUAACCAAGGCAAGGAAGAGUCGACUUGGGAACGUGAAGAUGAAGUUAGGAAGAAGUAUCUGAACUUAUUUCCGGUUUGA